This is a messenger RNA of Leopardus geoffroyi (Geoffroy's cat), 1023 nucleotides long. RefSeq names its product zymogen granule protein 16B (gene ZG16B). The coding region runs from base 172 to 891 and encodes 239 amino acids. Lineage: Eukaryota; Metazoa; Chordata; Mammalia; Carnivora; Felidae. The record is from RefSeq and is a predicted model, not a curated record. The transcript is spliced from 4 exons.
AGCUGGGGAGGGCUCUCAGCAAAGCGCCCCACGUCUGAAGUGCACCUCUGGUCUACGUGCUGGGGAGCGAGACCCAGAAGCGACAGACAAAACCUGUCACUGUCCCGUCUUGUUUGUGUAGGCCGUGGGGCCGAGACAAUAAACACAGCGUGUCCGGAAGGCUCCUGCAGAAUGGCUCUGGGAUUCCCCCAGGAAGAGCCCCCACCGCCCAGCUCCUUCUUCCCCCCCUGGUGGCCCUUGUUCCUUCCUUCUGGACGGGGGCCCACAGGGACGGGGAGGGUAUAUAGGGCCAGGCGGAGUGGCCAGGAGCAAGACUCCGCAGGACCGGGACUGGGCCACAGGACUCUCCCCGCCAGGAGCCUUGGGACUCACCUUCCAGAAGCCAUGCUGCUGAGGCUGACACUCGCCCUCCUGUGGAGCACCUGCUGGGCAACACAGAUGUACGGGAGGGGAGGAGGCAAAUACUUCAGCACACCCAGAGACCACGAAUAUGAAAUCACCGGAAUCCAGGUGGCCGUAGGUUCCUCGGGCAUACUGAAGAGUAUCCAGGCGCGAUAUGGACCCUCCUGGACCACCGUGUCUGGUUGUCCGUCAUCCGGAACUCCACAGGAAUUCAUCCUCUAUCCGGGAGAGCACAUCAUAGGGAUAACUGGCUCCUACAAAAUGUAUCUCCGGUCCCUGAACCUAUACACAAAUAUGAGGCGCUAUGCCACAUUCGGGAAGGACAGUGGCACGAACUUUGUCGUCUACCCCGACCAGGUCGAGAAAGUGCUCACAGGAAUCUGUGGCCAGUGCACGCUUUUAGGCAUCACGGGCCUCUGCUUUGUGUGGGAUUACCCUCUAGAGUUCUGGGACCUGAUCCAGCAAAACAGUACCUUACCAGAGAAAUGAGUGUUCCUGGGUCCCAGGGGUGGGGCUUGGGUCAACCUGGGUCAACGUGGCUCGUGCUGGGCUGACGCCACUGAGGUAGCGGAGUCUGGACCCCAAAUUUCAAUCCACGAAUAAAUAAAGCUUCUGCAAGAA